This is a messenger RNA of Microtus oregoni (creeping vole), 1344 nucleotides long. Its product is annotated as DNA-directed RNA polymerase I subunit RPA34-like. NCBI's taxonomy places the organism in Eukaryota, Metazoa, Chordata, Mammalia, Rodentia, Cricetidae. Gene Ontology annotation, biological process: transcription by RNA polymerase I. The record is from RefSeq and is a predicted model, not a curated record.
AUGGCGGGUACCCAGGCCUCCGGUGCCACUCUGUUCUCUUGCCCCGCCAAUUUUAUGGCAAUGUCUCCAGACUCGGAUCUCCCUCAUUUCUCCUUGGAGGUGCUCCUGUUUCCAGAUACAGAAGUGUGGCUUAUCCGAGCCCCUCCAGACUUUGCCCCACAGUGCCUCAAUGGGCGGCCUGUGCCUCUCUCUGGCUCAAAGACUGUUAAGGGCAAACUGGAUGGCAAGAGGUGCCGAUGCCGGGUCCUUACUGGCAGCCCUCAGGCUGGAGAAGCCACCUUGCUGGCAUCGUCAACAGAGGUGGGAGGGAGACUCACUUGUGCUCCGGCCCCCCAUGGGAGCAUAAGGAUCAUGGAGGGUCUUCAAGAGUAUCUUAUCUCUCGGGUCCCCCUGCAGCCCAUUCCCACAAGCCUGCCACCUCAGAUCCCUGCCAGCCUGCAGCCUCGGUUCUCUGCCUUUGGAGGCAGCCCUCUGUUCACAGGACCUGGGUCAGUCAUGGCUCUGAGGUCACCUACUUCAGGGAAGAGGAAAAGGAAGAGAAAGGUCGCAGAGGCCUCAGACAUUCAGGAGGCAGUCAACGGGCAUGGGGCCAUGGAGGUGGACACAGCCUGGAGUGGCCUAGAAAUUAGGAAGAAGAAAAAGAAGCAUCAGGUGAGCAAGGUAGAGAUGCUGGGGGCUGAGACACUAGAGCCCAUGGCAGAGAUGGCAGAGCCCAUGGGACUCCCAUUCCCAUCUGCCAGCAGCAGCAAGAAGAGGAAGAGCAAGUCCACGGGAGCAGAGACGUUCCAGCCAGAAGAGGAGCUGGAACCCAUGGAAUCUGUGGCGAAAAUAGAGCCUCCUGAUGAGACCAUCUUGGUGGGCCAAGAAGAAAAGAGGCAGAAGGAGGCUGAAGGGAUGCAAGCAGUGGAGGCCAUCAUGGCUGCCUCUCAGCUACAGAUCACUGUGGAACCCCAGGAGGAAGCCUUCCCACUGCCCCCCACAAAGAAGAGGAGAAAAGAAAAGAGGCAGAAUUUGGUGAUGGAGCCAGAUAUGGGGCUCCCUGGAGUGACCACAGAGCCUGAACUUUCAGAACAUGGGCUUCAGGUUGAGGCAGCUCCUGUGUCUCCCAAGAAGACCAAGAAGAAGAAAAAGUGGCUGGGCAAGACGCUGGCCUUGGGGGCAGAGGUGGCAGAAGCUGCACUUGCAGCUAACUUUGAGCCCCAGGUGGCUCCAGCACCCAGCAAGAAGAAAGAGAAAGGACAGAAGGUGAUAGAUCCCCCGUCUGAGAUGAGUGACCCAAGAGAAUUUGAGGAACCUGAGGCUGGAACAAUUCAAAGAUCCACAAAAAAGAAGGAGGAGAAGGAG